GUCAGGGGCCGCCCGAGAUGUCCCCGUUUGGCGAAAGUCUGGUGUUUGUACCAGUGCGUAGCAGUCGCUGUGGAACUGCAUGAAGACGGAGCUGUGGUGCUUGUUGUCAUUUCCCCGAGCCUUCAGAGUAUCAGGCCGCGCAGUUUGGAAGGACGGCGCCCUGUGAAUCCUCCCCGACUCCUUCCCUUUCUUUCCGCUCCAUCUCGCCUGUGGGUGGCUGCCCUCGGGCACGACCUGGGGUCUUUGAAAAGCCUUCGUUCCGUCGUUAGAGCGGGCGUCCCCCCAAAGUGGGCCGAUCUUAGAAAACCCCAGGGCGGGCCGUGGUUGUCGACGACUCGCUUCUCGCCUCGUGCCCGCUGUAGAGAGGAAGGGGCUGAGAGUUGAAGCCUGAGCACCUUAGUUCUAGCCUGCGUGUUGCCCUUAGGUAGCAGGUUUUCAUGACCUCAGAGCCUGUUUCCCCGCUUGAAAAAUUGUGAAACCCACCUUACCUCUCUCCUGCAGCGUUAGGUACUGCCCUCUGCGGGCUUCCGUAGUGUCCUUUACAUGCUUAGGGUACCCAUCACCCUGUUUAGAGUCUGUCUCCCCCCUCCAAACUGUCCUGGGAGAAGUCUGUCAUCAUUCACGGGGUCUGUGACAUGCCUAGCACAGGGCUUAAUUCAGGUUUGUUGUAUGACCUAGAAAACCUUCCACAGGAAUCUGGGGGCAAGAGCUGCUCAUGGGCCUUGUUGCUUCUGGAGGGCUCUUGAGUGAACAGCAGAAGCAACCUUGCAUUAGAAAAAAAAGUUGGGCUCUACUUGGUUCUUUAGGUGGCAUUUUAGUUUGAUCAUCAAGAAGCCUUACCAAUACACAUAGACAGCAAAGCUUAUGCUCAUUUAGGUCUAAGUAACAGGAACACAGACCUGUGAUCCCCAUCAAACCAGAGCUACGCAUUACUGAACAUUUGUGAGUUACUCUGCUUUGUGCUGCACAAGCAAUAUCAUGUUAAACAUAAAUUAAUCCUAUAAAUUGGAUAGUAUUGUCAGACGGGGAAAUUGAGUCACCUAGUUAAGUAACUUGCCUGGUAACUAGGCCCAGGUUUCAACUCAAGUCCGUUUGACUUCAGAUACUUAACUAUUCUGUGAUUAAAUCUGCAUUUAGUUUCUAGAUCAAAACAAUUUGCUUUAUUCCCCUGUUUUACUGGGGAGGUCCUCACUAGGAGUAGACUAAUCAGAACUGUUGGCACGUCAUACAACCCUCUGAAAUGUAUUUUCUCCCGCUAUAUACACCAGCCCCAUCGCCCCAAACUUUAUGCUCCUUGUUCCUUUGGUAUCAGGAUCUUUAUAUUGAUCAGUUCUGUCAUAAUAUACUUUCUUCCUUAUACUCUUCUAUUGUGACUGUUGAAAUAAUUUACUACUUGUAUUAGACUUACUAUAUGCUUUAAAACAGGAUCUCUAAAAUGGUAAGUUACUUAGGGAAUAAAUGAAUGAAUUGCUAAUUAAAGCAAGUGUGUGAAUCAGAACUCAAAUGAAAAACAGCUUUGAAAAAAGUUUCAGGAACAGUGGAUUGAAGAGACAGGGAAGAGCAAUUAGGAAUCAGGUGGCAGUUAGACCCCUGUAGGUAGGUAGAUCUCCUUCCCUCCUUCAAUUAGGUUAAUAGGCAGCAGCUCCCAUCAGAAUCGGAAAUAAAUGGAGAGCUAGGGAUGGACCUUAACCAACUUGAUUAGGAGAAAGAAGGGGUGGAUGAAGGUGAAGGCAAAACAAGGACACAAACGAACUGCACCAGGAUGUUACGCUGUGCCUGGGCGCCAGGUGAGCGGAUGGAACGAUUUGUCCGCGUUCCCUAUGGCUUGUACCAGGGCUAUGGGAACACACUACCUCUGGGCCAGCCUGGACACUCUGAGCACAAACAGUCCAACUGGAGGCAGAACGCUGGACCCCCGACUUUCCUGGCCAGGCCAGGGCUGCUGGUGCCUGCAAAUACCCUGAACUACUGCAUGGACCCUUACAAGAGGGCGCAGCUUAAGGCCAUUCUCUCCCAGAUGAACCCCAGUCUGCGCCUGCGGCUGUGCAAGGCCAACACCAGGGAGGUAGGCGUGCAGGUGAGCCCGCGUGUGGACAAGUCAGUGCAGUGCUCGCUGGGGCCUCGCACCUUGCGCAGCUGCUCCCCUUGGGGCAGGACAGGUCGCAAGACACCCCUGCCAGCCUGGGGAGUCUAUACGCCUGUGAUUGCCCACAGGGGCUUGAUUGGGCUGCGAAAGGAUGGGGAAAAUGAAGAGAGGAAGGUGCUUUCCAGUCCUGCAGAGGCCAGCCACCAGCAGCAGCCACCACCAACGCCAGGGUCAGAAGAGGACAAGCAGGAGGAACUCCUGCAGCAUGAUGAAUUGGGACCAGCAGAUACCUCAAGUCCUCGGGAAAGACAGAACAAACAGGCACAGGGAGACGCUGCUGAUCCACUCAGGAAACCCAACUUCCAGUUUUUGGAACCAAAAUAUGGCUAUUUUCACUGUAAAGAUUGUAAGACGAGAUGGGAGAGUGCUUAUGUAUGGUGCAUUUCUGGAACUAAUAAAGUUUAUUUCAAACAACUCUGUUGCAAAUGCCAAAAGAGUUUUAACCCUUAUCGAGUAGAAGCAAUCCAAUGUCAGGAUGCCCAGAAUAACUGGCAACAUCAAACUAUUCCAGAAGACAGAGAACCUGAUUUUAAAAAAAAGAGUUGGAGAGAAUCACUUGAGGAUAAGCAGUGUUCUGAGGUCAAACAUUUGUUGAGUUUUGCUUUGGGACAGAAGCCAAAUGGUAGCUCUAAUCAGCAAAAUAUUAUCUCCACCAACUCUGGACAUAAGAUCAGUAUUUAAGUGGAGUGACACCAUCAUUUCUCCUCAAGGCCCACCUUGAAGAUGACUUCGCAUCCUCUGAAGAGUGCACAAUCUGAAAUGCUUUUCCAGUAGUGAUGAUGUAAUUCCAAGGUAAUACCUUCUGCACCUAGAUCAGGCAGCAGCCUCCUGUCUUCCCUAAUCCACUCUUGCCUGUUUCCAUAGUAGAGUGGGAGAACCAUCAUCUAAUCAUACCCACCUGUUAACACUUUUCCAUUGCGUGCCAUUGCUGCUAAGAUAAACACUCAAGUUUGGCAGGGUCUGGCUUCUGCUAGCUUGUCUAGACUCUUCUCAAAUUUUUCUCUAUGUCACUUUACGCCUCUCUCUUGAGCUCUCUUCAGUUCUUGCAAAGGUCUAGGUUCCCUCCUGCCUCGGGGCCUUUACACAGGCUCUCUACCCACUCCUCUUCACUCAGCUAACUCGACCUCAUGUUUGACAUCUUCGCUCAGAUGACACUUCCACGGAGAAGCCUUUCCCAGAACCAGCCUCCGCAUAUGAUCAGGUUCUCUUGCUAUCUUCUUUCAUAGCUUACUCUUCUUUCCUUUCCUUCCUGGCACUUAGAGCAGUUUAUACCUGUAUGGUUUUUUGAUCAAUGUCUGUCUCCCUGACAAGAUCAGAUGCUCCCCGAGGGCAGAGGCCCGUCUGUGGUUCACUGUUGUGUCCACCAUAUGGGCACACAGGAGGCACUCAGUACGUAACUGCAGAAUGAAUGAUUUUAAUCUGUGCAACUCUUCUGCCUGAUUUCCUGUACAAUGUGGCAUACAUUUACAAGCCAGCUGGUCUGAGGUGUGUACUUAAAGCAAUUGUAAAUGAGGAAAAAAAUAAUCUGUUUUAGAGCAAUUGCUGAAAGAUCAAUAAAGACUUUCUUCAUUGAAGGAACUAAGUGGUUCAGUGAAGAAUUAAUGAAAUUUGGUUUUAUAUUCUGAAUGAAGAACAGAUUUAUUAGGAAAUGAUUAGUAUAGUUAGUGUCCAGCAGAAAGGUUAUUUUUAUACCUCUACUUUUCCAAAAAGAAGAAAACCCCCCCAAAUCCCAUCAACACACAGUCAUGCUUGGCUUGAACGUCAUUCCAUCUUACUCUAUUGGUGUCAUGUGAAUGUAUGGGAUGACUCAUUCUGCCUCUUCCUUUCUUAAGUUCCAUGCUUCUUGGAUGGAUCAAAACCAACACACAAUGUCAGAGCACAGAAAAGAUAAAUUCUAACAGGCUUU
Molecule: messenger RNA, 4052 nt
Organism: Equus caballus (horse)
Lineage: Eukaryota; Metazoa; Chordata; Mammalia; Perissodactyla; Equidae
Gene: ZAR1L
Product: zygote arrest 1 like
Biological process (GO): translation
Cellular component (GO): cytoplasm
Source: RefSeq, a predicted model, not a curated record